Epinephelus lanceolatus (giant grouper) is the source of this 1179-nucleotide messenger RNA. It is a transcript of the gene ccdc124, whose product is annotated as coiled-coil domain containing 124. Gene Ontology annotation, cellular component: nucleus. The record is from RefSeq and is a predicted model, not a curated record. Gene Ontology annotation, molecular function: transcription coactivator activity. Lineage: Eukaryota; Metazoa; Chordata; Actinopteri; Perciformes; Serranidae. Gene Ontology annotation, biological process: transcription by RNA polymerase II.
AGGAGAUCAACGUCAUCAGUGUGCGCGGUGGUUCCACAGAGGAGGUGGCAGACAGAUGCCUCUUCGAAACAACACUCAACAGUCGUGUGCUUACGACCUGUUUUUCCUCUCAUACUGCUGAAAAGCAGCUGUUGGGAUGCCAAAGAAGUUCCAGGGCGAGAACUCCAAGGCGGCCACAGCCAGAGCCCGCAAGGCCGAGGCCAAGGCAGUGGCAGACGCCAAGAAGAAGCAGCAGGAAGAGGAUGCUCUGUGGCAGGAAACCGACAAACAUGUACUCAAAAAAGAGCAGAGAAAGGAUGACAAGGAAAAGAAGAGGCUUGAGCUCCUUGAGAGGAAAAAGGAAAACCAACGACUUCUGGAUGAGGAGAGCUCGGGCAUAAAAGGCAAAUCUCAGAGGGAGGCUGGACCUGGGGGAAAAGUGACUCGUGCCCAGAUCGAGGAGGUGCUUCAGAACGAGCUACAGCAGCAGCAGCAGCAGCAACAGCUCAAGCCAAAAGAAAAGAGCCACCUGGAGACUCCACUGGAGGAAAACGUGAACAGAAUUAUCCCUGAGGAAGGAAGCGUGGAAGCCAGAACAAUAGAAGAUGCCAUCGCGGUGCUCAGCACUGGACCUGAGGACGUGGAACAUCACCCGGAGCGGAGGAUGAAAGCAGCGUUCGCUGCCUACGAGGAGGCCAACAUGCCUCGCCUAAAAAACGAGAACCCCAACAUGAGGCUGUCGCAGCUGAAGCAACAGUUGAAGAAGGAGUGGAUGAAGUCGCCAGAGAACCCCCUGAACCAGCGCUUUGCCGCGUACAAUACGAAGUGAUAGCACUCUUCCCCCCCGCAACUCCAUUUAAAAACUGUCUGCCUGUGCACACGGGAGACUUCCAUUGAAAAAAAUUAAGUAAUUCAUUUAAAAACGAGAAAAGUUGCUGAUGAGAGCUUCACGACUUCCCGCCCAGAAACGAUCUCUCCAGUGCCACAUGACUCAGCUUGGUUGUUCCAUUCACUAGCAAGGAGAAGCUCAUUUUCCCCAACAAGGUCACGAGCGAUCACGAUGUCUGUGCACGUGGCCUCUAAUGUGGCACUUAAGCGUCUAAUGAAUUUAAUUACAUGAUUUUUUUCUAGCACAUCUGGGGAGGUGGGAAGCCAGAUGUUUUGAGAGUAACUUAUUAAAGUUCACCACUCGAUCAUCAA